AUCACUGCUACGCGCUCAAUUCUUUUGUUGUGUUUUCUGUCGUUAAUUGUUUAGGAUUUUUAUUAGACUUCAUAUUCUUUCUAUUUUUAUUCUCAAUGGCAGAAAAAUUAAAGAAAUGCCCGUAUGGCGAGCAGUGUUACCGGAAGAAUCCCAUACAUUUUGGCGAGUUUUCACAUCCUCAUUUGGACAAGAUUUAUGAGAACGGAUUGGACUCCAAAACUAGCAAGUAUGUUAUACCUGACGACUUAUUUAUGUCGGCGGAACUAAUAGAAACACAAUUAAAACUGUUGGAGAAAUUAUUUCCAAAGACAAAGAGUAGGGGAAGUAGCAGCGAGAUUGGAAACUCUGAUGGAAAAGGUAUUGAUAGCAUUAGAAGUUCCCGUUGUUUGGAUGGUGGCAAAAUUAAAGCUGAUUCUGUAAAGCGUAGCAAAUCACCAGUGGCUAGUACAUCUGCUAGCUGUGGGCUACCAUCUAACGCAACAAGCAUUUCUUCAACUGACAAUUCCAAUCUUUCCAAAAAAGCCAAAAUAACUAGAAAUAUCAAAGACUACAUACCAGUAGUUUUGGAAAAGGGUCAUGCUGCCGAUAAACUUGAACGUGCUGCACCAUAUAAUUUCUUUCUUACGGCAAUUACGGAUGCUAAACUUACUCAUCAUGAGCCACUCACUAUAACAUUUCAAGAAAUUCUAGAUGAGAGCUUAGGCGAGAUUGAAUCAUCCGUGCAAAUAAACUUUAUGGUAGAAAUCGGAUGGUUGCUUGGACACUAUUAUUUCGCUGGCAUAAUGGGUACUCCGCUACUUAUUCUCUAUGGAGAUGAAACACCAGAGUUAGCAAAUAUAUCAAAAACUCAUCCGGAGGUCACAGCCGUCAAAGUUAAUAUGCCAACGCCAUUUGCAACUUCUCACGCUAAAGUAAUGCUUCUGGGCUACACAGAUGGCGGCAUGCGCGUCGUAAUCUCAACAGCGAACCUCUAUGAAGAUGAUUGGCACAAUCGUACGCAAGGUAUUUGGAUAAGCCCAAAGUUACCAGCGCUACCUGCAAAUGUAGAUACAACGGCUGGGGAAAGUCCCACAAAUUUUAGGCACGAUUUGAUGUUGUAUUUAGUGGAAUAUAAAAUAGCCAAACUACAACCGUGGAUAGCCCGAAUACGCAAAACAGAUUUUAGUUCCAUAAAUGUCUUCUUCAUAGGUUCAACGCCUGGUGGCUUUCGCGAAGGUCCCCGUGGUUACUCUUGGGGCCAUGCACGUGUCGGCGAAUUAUUACAGAAAUAUUGCACAGCAGUUGACGCAAGGGUGCCAGUAAUAUGUCAAAGCUCAAGCAUCGGUAGUUUGGGUCCAAAUAUACAAACUUGGAUACAACAUGAUUUUCUCAAUAGCCUGCGCAAACAUUCCGGACCACCAGGGCUUACACAUUUUCCACCAUUCAAAAUGAUUUACCCCAGCUUUGGCAAUGUAAGCAACAGCCAUGAUGGCUUGCUAGGUGGUGGAUGCCUGCCCUAUGGCGCAAGUACUAAUGAUAAACAGUCGUGGCUGCGGGGGCAUCUAUUUCAGUGGUGCUCAAAACAGCGUUACCGUUCGCAAGCAAUGCCGCACAUAAAAAGUUACACACGUAUGAAAUUGGAAGACCAAUCUAUUUAUUGGUUUAUGUUGACCUCGGCAAAUUUAUCGAAAGCAGCGUGGGGUGCCUUCAAUAAGAAUGUUAACAUUGCACCAUGUUUAAGGAUCAUGAACUAUGAAGCAGGUGUGCUGUUCCUGCCGAGAUUCGUGACCGGUGAGGAGACGUUUCCCUUAGGACACGUUCGUGAUGGUAUACCAGCAUUCCCGCUGCCCUAUGAUGUGCCACUUACACCAUAUACACCUGAUGAUAAACCAUUUUUAAUGGAUUAUCUGCAUCAGUAGUAACACCGUUAAUCGUUAUUAUUCAGCUUAAGUCAUACACCAACUCAUUUACACAUACACAUACAUAUAUAAGUACAUGAACUACAUAAAAUAUAAAAUGAAAAUUGCUGUUACAUGAGCAAGCGCUCGCUUUUAUUAUUCAAAUGUCUAAUUAAAAAAAAAACUAAUUUUUGAACACAAUAAAUGUACUUACGAUUUUCAACAA
Messenger RNA from Anastrepha ludens (Mexican fruit fly), 2103 nucleotides. RefSeq names its product probable tyrosyl-DNA phosphodiesterase (gene gkt). Gene Ontology annotation, biological process: double-strand break repair; single strand break repair. NCBI's taxonomy places the organism in Eukaryota, Metazoa, Arthropoda, Insecta, Diptera, Tephritidae. Gene Ontology annotation, molecular function: single-stranded DNA binding; double-stranded DNA binding; 3'-tyrosyl-DNA phosphodiesterase activity. The record is from RefSeq and is a predicted model, not a curated record. Gene Ontology annotation, cellular component: nucleus. The transcript has 7 exons. Bases 96 to 1898 code for a protein of 600 amino acids.